CACACACGCCAAUGCAUCAUCACGGGCUUGAGCAGGAAGUUCUGAUGGAAAGACGGACAGACAAGAGUCAGUUAGUUUAAUAUUCAGCAUGAUUAACGUCCUGCAGGUCUGUGUGUGUGUCUCGCUCGCUUUAUUCAUCACUAAUGAAGCCGUCGCAGUGCGCAGAGUGUUUGUGCCCAAAGAGCACUUCCUGUUGCUGUCGUGUGACGGCCAAACAGACGUGCAGUGGAGACACGGAGGUACGAGUCUGAUGAUCGUGAACAGCACGAAGCAGAAGUUCUUCUCAGACGGCAUGCUGUACAUCAGUGACGUGGAGAUGAGCGACUCGGGCCUGUACUACUGCAACGACCGACCCAUGGCACACGUCACCGUGCUCAGAGGUGAUGAUGUUGUUGUGUGUGAAGGUGGAACUCUCUACCUGCGCUGUACGCUCCCUAAACAGCGCUGGGCUUUUAAACACACCGCCGAAUCCAAGAAAGAGUUCAUCUCUACACGCUUCAAGAACGGAACGGUCAUAAAGGAACGUCCGGAUCCAGACUCGCGCUUCACACACACUUCUAACCAUCUACAGAUCCUCAACCUACAGCAGCUGGACUCAGGGACGUACUUCUGCAGCGGCAAAGACAUCGCCGUGGUUACUGUUACAUCAGAGAGCAACACACACCAGUGUCCUACUACAGAAACAACCGAAUGGGGAAAUAACGGCCCUCAGAAGUCUGGAAAUGUGGUGCUAGUUGCCGUCCUCUCUCUGUGUGUGUUAGCCGUGGUUACGGUCGUUCUGCUCUCGGUGAUCAUGUGUCUGAAGUUCAGCAGCAGAAAAAAACUGACAGUCUCCACGCCAGAGGAAAGUGUGCUGCGGCCGCAGAAGAGACGCGCGGGCGGCGCUGAAGCAGUGACGCUUCAAUCAGCAGCAGAUGCAUUGAGGAGCUGUAAUGAUGAGAUCCACUAUGCGUCAUUGGGGAGGCAGAACUGGAGAGCUCGAGGCUGGAAUCAGCAAAGCAGGCAGCAGGUCAUUUAUUCCACACUGCUGCUGACUCCUAAACACACACCUGCACACACACCGUAGGAUGGACACACACACACACACACACCAUAGAACACACACACCCACCCCCACACACACACCACAGAACACACACACCACAGAACACACACACACACACACACACACACACACAAGCACACACAGACACACACACCUACACACCAUAGAACACACACACACAACUACACACACACAACUACACACAUGCAACUACACACACCGUAGAACACACACACACACACACACAUUCACACACUCACACACUCACACACGAUUCUGAAGUAAAUUAGUUAAUCACAAGUUAAAUAGCGUUAAUAAUGAGAUGUUUCAGGGCUGUAAUGGUGUUUCCAGGUUAUAGAAUAAUCCUCUAAUGCAGCUUUAACACAGUGGGAGUUUCCCCUGAACACACUCUCACUCACUUCCUCUCAACAUCAUCAAAUUACAGCUGUUAUAAUAAAUAAACUACAUGCAUGAGAAUGUAGACCAGUUUACUGCCACACAACAAUACAAACCAACAAUAAUAACACACAUGUAUUAAUGUAGAUAAUGUUGUGUGUUUGUGGUGAAGUCACUUUGUUAUGAUCAUUUCAUUUUGAAUGAUUUAUGUAAAAACCUCUGGGGGUUUUUUCUGGAAAAUGAAACUGAAGACAUGAGUAAAGGAACUGAUAAACAGUCUGGAAAAUCAGGGAAAGUCCUGAAAUCCCUCUUUAAUUCAUGCAUCAUGAAUCAGACAUGUGUAAACACAAAGCGCUUUAUUUAUUCACUUACAGCUGAUUUAUUAUUCAUGAGCAUGGUGUAUUUAUCCACACUGUUGAGGCUUCAACACCACA
Ictalurus punctatus (channel catfish) is the source of this 1875-nucleotide messenger RNA. RefSeq lists its product as uncharacterized. Lineage: Eukaryota; Metazoa; Chordata; Actinopteri; Siluriformes; Ictaluridae. The record is from RefSeq and is a predicted model, not a curated record. The coding region runs from base 89 to 1066 and encodes 325 amino acids. The transcript has 9 exons.